This is a messenger RNA of Tripterygium wilfordii, 4327 nucleotides long. Its product is annotated as zinc finger CCCH domain-containing protein 44-like. NCBI's taxonomy places the organism in Eukaryota, Viridiplantae, Streptophyta, Magnoliopsida, Celastrales, Celastraceae. The record is from RefSeq and is a predicted model, not a curated record. Gene Ontology annotation, molecular function: DNA binding; metal ion binding. Bases 178 to 4194 code for a protein of 1338 amino acids. The transcript is spliced from 10 exons.
GUUUACCAUCCCAAACAGUGCCUUGUGUCACAUCCUCGUAGUCGUCUCUCUGUCAGUCCAUUUCCAUAUGUGCCUAAUACCGCAGUACCGCCUCUUGUACGACCAUUCAAAAUCGAAAGCUAGGGUUCUUCAACCCCAAAUUUUGACGUCUUUCGAGUUCCUCCACCUCAAUUCACCAUGGAACAACGAGAAGAGGAAGGUAAGGUGAAUUCGGAGAUGUACAGGCCGCGCCUCGAACACGAGGAGGGAGUGUCUCGGGGUUUUGAUGAUUCUGCUGAGGGAGUUGAGCUAAUGAGCGUUGAUCAAUGCGAGAGUAUGCGGGAAAUGGAUGAUUCACAGCUUGUCGGAGCUCCGGUGACCGUAGCUGGAGAUGCCGAGAUAUUGGCGAGACAGGAAGUGCCGAUGCAGGUGGUGGUGGGUUUGGAGGUGGUUAAGAGUGCGGCGGCGAGGAACUCAGAGGAGAGUAUUAGGAAGCCUAGACGGGGCCGCCCCCCGAGAAGUCAAGGAAGGUCGACGCCAGCUCAGCCGCCUCCAAGACGGAGGAGAGAUGAAGAAGAUGUUUGCUUUAUCUGCUUUGAUGGUGGAAGUCUAGUGCUAUGUGAUCGUCGGGGCUGCCCUAAGGCAUACCAUCCGGCUUGUAUCAAGCGGGACGAGUCAUUCUUUCGAUCAAAGGCUAAAUGGAACUGUGGUUGGCACAUAUGUAGCAGUUGUCAAAAGGCUUCCCAUUAUAUGUGUUAUACUUGUACAUUUUCACUGUGCAAAGUAUGCACAGAAGAUGCUGAUUACUUGUGUGUAAGAGGGAACAAAGGAUUUUGUGGAACAUGCAUGCGAAUUGUGAUGCUGAUUGAAAAUAUUCCGAUGGGAAAUAAGGAAGUGGUUCAAGUGGAUUUUGAUGACAAAAGUAGCUGGGAGUAUCUCUUCAAGGUUUACUGGAUUUAUCUAAAACAGAAGCUAUCUUUGACUUUAGAGGAGUUGACUAAGGCUAAAAAUCCGUGGAAUGCAGUUUCAGCAUUGCUACCUAAGGUAGAAUUUCCUGGUGGAUUUUGCAAUAACAAUGAUGAGAAAGUUUGUAGUUUGGACAACUCCCGUAGAAAUCUGGAGGGAAAGAAUUCUAAGAGAAGAAAAACCAGGAAUCAGCCAUAUCUUUUCAACCAAGAUUUUAGAGGGUUGGGAAAAUCAGGUGGUGAUGAAGGGAAAUCUUUACCUGAAAGCAUUCCUUGGGCAACGAAGGAACUUUUAGAGUUUGUUGCAUACAUGAAGCAUGGUGAUGGCUCCAUGUUAUCCCAAUUUGAUGUCCAGGCUCUUCUGUUAGAAUAUGUAAAGAGAAACAAUCUUCAUGAUCCCCGUCAGAAAUGUCAAAUUAUAUGUGACUCGAGGCUUAUAAAUCUUUUUGGGAAAGAGUGUGUAGAUCAUUUUGAAAUGUUGAAGCUUCUUGAAUAUCACUUUCUUAUAAAAGAAAGUGUCCCAGCAAAUAAUAUUGCUGAUCCCAUCAUUGGCAAUGGAGAGGCUUCCGAAAGCAAUGAUAACCAGCUGACGAUAAAUAAUGAUAGGAAGUGUAAAACAUGUAGAAUGUCUGAUGAGCGAGGAGUACAGUCUCAUCGUAAUCAAUACGCUGCAAUUGAUGUCCACAACAUUAAUUUGUUAUACUUGAAGCGUAAUUUGAUGGAACAUCUAAUAGGCGAUCCAGAAAAUUUUCAUAACACAGUUACUGGCUCCAUUGUGCGGAUAAGAAUUCCUGUUGGUGAUCAAAAGCGAGACAUGUACAGGCUAGUCCAAGUUGAAGGUACUAGCAAGGUGGCUGAAUCAUAUAAAGUUGGCACAAAAACAACUGAUGUCAUGUUGGAGAUUUUGAACCUGGACAAGAGAGAGGUUGUAUCCAUAGAUGGAAUUUCUAAUCAGGAGUUCUUGGACGAUGAGUGUAAAUGCUUACGCGAGAGUAUAAAAUGUGGGCUUAUCCAACGAUUGACUGUGGGGGAGAUUCAGAAGAAAGCUAUCGCUCUCCAGGCUGUGAGAGUUAAGGAAUGGCUGGAAGCAGAGGUAUUGAAGCUUAAUCAUCUUCGUGAUCGAGCUAGUGAAAAUGGUCACCAGAAAGAGCUUAGAGAAUGUGUGGACAAAUUAGAGCUUCUAAACUCACUUGAGGAACAUCAGCGCAGGCUUCAUGAAAUUCCCGAAAUCCAUACUGAUCCUAGUAUGGAUCCAAGCUAUGAGUCCAAGGAGGAUGAUGGAGAUGGAGAGCUAGAUGAAAAGAAACAAGAUGCAGGUGAUCUUGUGCAACUGAGAAAAUCAGUUGUCUCAAUAAGGGGAGUGGAGGUAAAAUCGCCAGGAAGUGGAGGUGGCGUCUUUAAUGAUAUAGGAAGCAGGGCACUGAAGAAUUUAGCUACUUCCCAUGAUCAAAGUAGAAACGCCACGUUUUAUGUGGAUAAAGAUGGUACCACUCUGGUUCAUGAGCCAGUGGAUGCAUCUACGUGGAAUCAGGGAGGAGAAUCAUUUGGUUCAAAUAAUUGGACUCCGCCAAAGAACCAUGUUGGCUCUGCUAGUUCAGUGACUAGUACUUGGAAUAAUCAAGCUGCACUGCAAUCUAAAUUGCAAUCACGGGGUGCAUCAGAAAGUUCUGUACCACCUUGUUCAACGCCUUCUGAAGAGUUUCACGUAACUCCAUCACUUAAAGCAAGGGAAGGUUGCGAAGAUGAAAAAUGGAAUGCUAGUCAGAGUAACGUAACUAUAAAUCCACCUAAAACCACGGCCAGUCAAAGCAGUAUUGCGGACGGCAAUUUGAAACAAGCUGACGGUGAGAGCUACUCAGGCCACACUUCUGAGCAAGGUCUGGAGCCUCAACCCAUCAAAAGUUCUUCAAAUGGAUGGGUUUCUGGCUCUGGUAUUGUUUCUUUGACCAUGGCUCUUGAAACAUCACAGCAGAAACAGGAAAUUCAUUUCCCUGAUUUUUCCAGUCCCACACCAAAGCACAGUCAAGGAGGGUUGGAAGGUCAGGCUACCGACAACAAACAAUCUCUGUCCUUGUGUGUUCCUGUCCUGGAUUCAGGCCCUAGUUGGAGUUCUACUUCCAGUCUAUUAGGUGGUGAAUUGCAGCUCCCAGAAGUUCCUGGUGAUGGCUUUAAGGGUUCUCCUACUCGAACAAAACCUUCCGCUAAUGAAUGGGUUCCCAAUCUUGUGUCUUCAUCUUCUUUGAGACCAGUUGAAGUGGCCAGUGAUUAUGCUGCUACUCCAACUUCUGGAAGCAGCCAACCACCACAUUCUUCUGCAGUCCACCUGGCUAAUGCGUCUAGUUGGCAGGCAUUUGUUCCUGAACCUACCGAGUUCUGCUCUUUACCAGAUGAAUCUGUUUCGGAUCUGCUGGCCGAAGUUGAAGCAAUGGAAGCUCUUGGCCGUUUGCGUUCGCCUACUUCAAGUUUAAGUUGUGGUGUGGAAUUCACACGAGGAACUGAAAAUGAUUGCUUUAGUCCUAUAGAGGGGUUUAGCCCCAUUCGUGAACCAGGAAAAAGUGAUGCCCUGAGUUCGACUGGUGAUCUGCAAAUUCCUUCUCAUGGCACUGUAGUAAAUGAAUCACUUGGUGUAGCUGAGACUUUCAUCCUCACUGGUGAUUUACAGAUGCCUUCUCAGUCAACAGGAACGAAUGAAUCACUUGGAGUAUCUCAAAUCGUCACUCUCGAUCCCCAAAAAAGGUCUGGUGGACAUCCUUCCCCAAAUGCUGACGUACAGGGAGAUGCAAAACCAAGUGAUGCUUCAGUUAACCAACGGGAAGCAGAAGCAGAUGUGAAGCAUCAUCGUGUACCAUCCAAAUCAGAAGUUAGCAAGGGAACGGUCUUUGGGAGCGCAAGCUCAUCCCGGGGAGGACAAGCUCAAGGAAAUGCGAACGUCAGUUUGGGGAUCAGUCAGGGGACUGGAUGUCAGAACAACAACGAGAACUCAGCCACUUCUACUGGGAAUGCAAGCAGUUGCAGAAACCAAUCAAGGCAUGUCACAGAAAGAUUGUCCGGCCAAAGAGAUCGCAACCGUUUUCACAAUAGAGAUUCAGGAUUUGGUAAGGCUAGGAAUUUUUGGAACAGGCAGGCAGCACCAGGUGGUGUAAAUGGAGGAGGCUCAUUCAGAGCACUGCCCAAAGGGCAGAGAAUUUGUAAAUUUUAUGAAAGUGGGUAUUGCAAGAAGGGAGCAUCGUGUAGUUAUCGGCACCCAUGAGUUUUGCACUAAACAAGCAAUUUAUUUUUGUAAUCAUUAUUUGUAUCAGGAAGUUUACUACCAUUGUUAUAUUAACUCUAAUUGAAUCUGGACGGACAGUUGUACCAUAAUACACAUUUGUUUCCUGGUGCCA